CUCGGCGCGGCCGGAGCGGCCGGAGCCCGCGCGGAGCUGCUCGCGUCCUCCGAGCUCCCGAGCGAGGGGCGGCCCGGGCGUCGCCAGCCCAGCACGACUCCGGCCCCCCGGGCGCCGCGUCCUUUUUCGCCGCCUGCGGGAUUCGCGGACCGCGGUACAUGCAUGUCCACUGGGGGCAGGUUUAAUUUCGACGAUGGAGGGUCGUACUGCGGAGGCUGGGAGGACGGCAAGGCGCACGGCCAUGGCGUCUGCACCGGCCCCAAGGGCCAAGGCGAAUACACUGGCUCGUGGAGCCACGGCUUCGAGGUGCUGGGCGUCUACACCUGGCCGAGCGGCAACACGUACCAGGGCACCUGGGCGCAGGGCAAGCGCCACGGCAUCGGCCUGGAGAGCAAGGGGAAGUGGGUGUACAAGGGCGAGUGGACACACGGAUUCAAGGGGCGCUACGGGGUGCGGGAGUGCACAGGCAACGGGGCCAAGUACGAAGGCACCUGGAGCAACGGGCUGCAGGACGGCUACGGCACGGAGACCUACUCGGAUGGAGGGACGUACCAGGGCCAAUGGGUCGGCGGCAUGCGCCAGGGCUACGGCGUGCGGCAGAGUGUGCCCUACGGCAUGGCGGCGGUCAUCCGCUCGCCCCUGAGGACGUCCAUCAACUCCCUGCGCAGCGAGCACACCAACGGCUCUGCCCUGCACCCGGACGCCUCCCCGGCGGGGGCCGGCAGCCCGGCCGUGUCUCGCGGUGGCUUCGUGCUGGUGGCGCACAGCGACUCGGAGAUCCUGAAGAGCAAGAAGAAGGGGUUGUUCCGGCGCUCGCUGCUGAGCGGGCUGAAGCUGCGCAAGUCGGAGUCCAAGAGCAGCCUGGCGAGCCAGCGCAGCAAGCAGAGCUCCUUCCGCAGCGAGGCGGGCAUGAGCACCGUCAGCUCCACGGCCAGCGACGUCCACUCCACCAUCAGCCUGGGUGAGGCGGAGGCCGAGCUGGCCGUCAUCGAGGAUGACAUCGACGCCACCACCACGGAGACCUACGUGGGCGAGUGGAAGAACGACAAGCGCUCGGGCUUCGGCGUGAGCCAGCGCUCCGACGGGCUCAAGUACGAGGGCGAGUGGGCCGGCAACCGGCGGCACGGCUACGGCUGCAUGACCUUCCCCGACGGCACCAAGGAGGAGGGCAAGUACAAGCAGAACGUCCUCGUGAGCGGCAAGCGCAAGAACCUCAUCCCGCUGCGCGCCAGCAAGAUCCGCGAGAAGGUGGACCGUGCGGUGGAGACCGCCGAGCGGGCCGCCACCAUCGCCAGGCAGAAGGCCGAGAUCGCGGCCUCCAGGACCUCCCACUCGAGGGCUAAGGCUGAGGCGGCCCUCACGGCAGCUCAGAAAGCCCAGGAGGAAGCUCGGAUCGCCAGGAUCACUGCCAAAGAGUUCUCGCCUUCCUUCCAGCACCGGGAAAACGGGCUUGAGUACCAGAGGCCGAAGCACCAGGUUUCCUGUGAUGACAUCGAGGUGCUCUCCACCGGGAGCCCCCUGCAGCAGGAGAGCCCCGAGCUGUACCGAAAGGGCACCACCCCUUCGGACCUGACCCCCGACGACAGCCCCCUCCAGAGCUUCCCCGCCAGCCCCUCGGCCACGCCGCCGCCAGCCCCCACCUCCAGGAGCAAGGUGGCCCACUUCUCCCGGCAGGUCUCCGUGGACGAGGAGCGGGGUGGGGACAUUCAGAUGCUAGUGGAGGGUCGGGGAGGGGACUAUGCCCGCAACAGCUGGGGCGAGGAGAAGGCCGGUGGCUCCAGGGGCAUCCGAGGCAGCGCCCUGCGCAGCGGCCACCCAGCCGAGGACUUUCGCACCCGGAGUUCCGGACACAAGCUGCCUGGGAACCCCAAGCCCCGGGAGCGGCGGACGGAGUCCCCCACCACGUUCUCGUGGACUUCCCACCACCGGGCCGGCAACCCCAGCUCCGGGGGUGCCAUGCUGCCCGGGCCAGACGAGGAGCAGCCCAGCACCUACAAGCUGGAGAUGAAGCCGCUGCUGAGGAUGGACUCGGGCUCGCAGGACGUGUACCCCCAGAGGCGGCGGCACAGCCGGGGCGCAGGGGGCGACCGGCGUGCGCCCGAGGACCGGGGCUUUGGGCUGCAGAGACUGAGGCCCAAGGCCCAGAACAAGGAGAACUUCAGGGCAGCCUCUGCGGAGCCCGUGGUGCAGAAGCUGGAGAGCCUGCGGCUGGGGGACCGUCCAGAGCCCCGGCUGCUGCGCUGGGACCUCACCUUCUCGCCACCCCAGAAGUCCCUCCCUGUGGCACUGGAGUCGGAUGAGGAGGCCGGGGACGAGCUCAAGUCCAGCACGGGCUCGGCUCCCAUCCUGGUCGUCAUGGUGAUCCUGCUCAACAUUGGCGUUGCCAUUUUGUUUAUUAACUUUUUCAUCUGAUACGAUUGCCUCGAUUCCAAAAGUAACGGUGUCCAGAAGGCCGUUAAAAGCAAAACAACAAAAAGGGAAAGAUCCUAACCUGGACAGCCCCACAACUUCCAAGUCUUUCCACAGAAGAACAACAUGAUUGGGUAUUACUCACAGUUUGCCUUUUUUUCUGGGUAAUGUUUUUUGGAUUCUAGCCAAAAUUCUUUGCUUGUAUAACACUAUGCUGUGUGGCAUGGCAGAAGGAGGCCAGCACGCCGACCCUCCAGCUUGAUGAGGAGAGAAGGGAUCCCGUCAAACCAGCAGCAAAAAAGAGAAAUGUCGUCAGGGCGUCGCUGUCCGAACACUUCCGGUCAUGGGUGUGGAAGGUGGCGGCCCUGGGAGAGCCCAGCUAGCCGGGUGGGGGGAGAGUGGCCACCGCAGGGCUGACGGGGGAAGUCCAGCUACUGCUUUUCCUGUUGGAAUAGCUGGGGCACGUCCGGUGGGAGACAGCCCAGGCCUUUUCUACUUUAAAUCUGUGCUGCACACUUAAGGGAGGAGAGGGGCAGCACCUUUGUCCUCCCCAGGAAACAGACCACAACCCGCACCCUCUCGGCACUGCCCCGUGGCCUUGCGAGGCCACCUCCCACACGAGUCUUAAAGCAAAGUCCUUAUUUCUUCCGCUGUCCUUGCUCACUCAUUGUUUGCCCCGCCCAGCCCCCCUCCCCCAGACCCAGAGAGGCUGUGCUGCAGACGUCCCGGGGUCGAGCCGACCCAGACCCGGCCGGGCACAUCUGAGCGCUGAGGGGCUGGGGCCCACUGUGCCACGGACAGUCUGACACCACGCCUGGGCUCUGAGCAUGUGGCGUUUUUGCACCUAGUAUGCAGGAUGUAUAUUCAGGCUUCUGUGUCCCUGGCAGUGAUGCCCCGUGUGGGACAUCACCUCUCGCUGUUACUGACCUCCUCGGGUUCUCACAUCUUUGUACUGUGCCUGCCUCAACUUCCCAUAACAGAUAUGCAUAUUCCCUCCAGAUGCCUCAGUGCUACUCCAGAGCGGGUCUGGUCCUGGGACAGGAAUGUCGUUGAAACCCAGUGGCUUGAGUUUCCUAGCAACUGUUGCAUAUCCAAUACCUCCCCAGGUGUGCAAUGUAACUCGGUCCAGUCAGACACAAACAGGUCCCUUCUGUUUCUGCCUCCCUUCCCAGGGUUGCCCCAUCACCCAACAAAGCAGCCAGGGGCCCGUGGCCCCAGCUCUCGUGUGCAGAUGUGCCGGGGAGCGGUCCAGGUGAGUCCCCGUGCGGGUACCCUGCGCUCCUGCCUGAGGAGGCCCUGGACAUGACUUCCCAUCAGUCUUCUUGGGUACAGCCUGUCUCAUGGACUCUGCCUUGCUUUGCUUAUGUUUAGCUGUUUCUCUGCUAACUUUCGAGCAGAUUUCUUUACUACACUGCACUGGAUUGCUAUAUUUUUAACCAGAAAUAAACUAAAGAUUAGAGCAUGUUCCAGUUACA
Messenger RNA from Heterocephalus glaber (naked mole-rat), 3884 nucleotides. It is a transcript of the gene Jph3, whose product is annotated as junctophilin 3. Gene Ontology annotation, cellular component: junctional membrane complex; plasma membrane; endoplasmic reticulum membrane. Gene Ontology annotation, biological process: regulation of synaptic plasticity. The record is from RefSeq and is a predicted model, not a curated record. Lineage: Eukaryota; Metazoa; Chordata; Mammalia; Rodentia; Bathyergidae.